Molecule: messenger RNA, 501 nt
Organism: Lycium barbarum (goji berry)
Lineage: Eukaryota; Viridiplantae; Streptophyta; Magnoliopsida; Solanales; Solanaceae
Product: large ribosomal subunit protein uL4z-like
Exons: 3
Coding region: 1-501 (166 amino acids)
Biological process (GO): translation
Cellular component (GO): ribosome; cytosolic large ribosomal subunit
Molecular function (GO): RNA binding; DNA binding; structural constituent of ribosome
Source: RefSeq, a predicted model, not a curated record
AUGCUGAGAAAGCGAAUUAGGCCAGGGAAAGGGAAGAUGAGGAAUAGGAGGUAUAUUUCAAGGAAAGAAUUGUUGAUUGUUUAUGGUACUGAAGGUGCUAAGCUUGUUAAGGCUUUUAGGAAUAUUCCUGGUGUUGAGAUUUGUCAUGUUGAUAGGCUGAAUUUGCUUAAGUUAGCUCCAGUGAUGAUGGAAGAUGAAGCAAGUCGAAUAGUCAAUGUCAGCGAAAGCGCACCUAUUACUGAGUCUCUUGAUUCAACACCGGAAGUUGAACAAGAUCCAAUGAAUGUGAAAAGGAGAGCUAUACAACCGAGAUCUUCUGCUUGGCCACAUUAUGAUAAGCUCAUAGAAGAUGGAAUUAAUAAAGCAACGUGCAAAUAUUGUGGUAAAGUUCUCUUAGCUGAUCCAAUUAGAAAUGGAACAAGUGGACUGAAUAAACAUUUAAAAACUUAUCCUACAAAUCCAAAUAAGGUUGACACUUCCAAUUCCAAGUACAAAUAUUAG